GACCAGGUAUCAGCAAUAUCCAAGCGGUCCAAAUCUACUUUGCACUGCCAGUCGAAAAAGGGCCUUGACGAAAAUAGAGGCAGGGAGAAUGAUAUUGGAGUCUGACGAUGGUGAUGAGUCGGACGAUGGUGAUGAGUCGGACGAUGGUGAUGAGUCGGAUGCGUCAGAGGAUGAAUACCCUUACUUGGUUAUCAGAAAUUCCAGUAAAAAAAGAACCAAGAGAAAGUUUUGGAUACGAGGUUAUUAUAAUAAUCGAAGUAACGUGAUUAUGAGUGAACUAAGAGAAGAUAAAGAUAUUCAUUUUAAAAAUUUUACACGCAUGUCCGAAAAAAAAUUUGAUCGACUUUUGAAAUUGCUUAAACCAAAAAUUACAAAGCAGUCAACCCAGUUACGUGAAGCUAUACCUAGUGAAAUAAAGUUAGCAAUAACGCUAAGGUUUUUAGCUACUGGAGACAGUUUAAUGUCCCUUUCGUUUUUAUUCAAAGUAUCCAAACAACUCAUAUCAGCAAUGCUACCAGAUGUAUUAAAAGCUAUAAUUGAAGUACUCAAGGAUUAUAUUAAGUUACCAACAAACGAGGAGCAAUGGAAAGCGAUUGCGAAUGAUUUUGACAAGCGAUGGAACUUUCCACAUUGUAUUGGCGCCAUGGAUGGAAAACAUGUGGUCAUCCAAAGACCAGAAAAUACAGUGGGCGAAUUUCAUAACUACAAAGGAACACAUAGCAUAGCAUUGUUUGCAAUUGUAGAUGCAAACUAUUGUUUUACAUAUGUUAAUGUUGGUUUUCAGGGUCGUAUUUCGGACGGUGGUGUUUUCAAAUCCACUUCAUUUUAUAGGCAAAUUGAAAAACACGAAUUUAAUUUACCAAAUAGUGAACCACUACGUGGUAGAACCAUGUCAGUACUUUACGUAUUAGUUGCUGAUGAUGCAUAUGCACUAAGUACCUAUACUCUGAAACCAUAUUCAACCGAUUUAAAUGUGGGGUCAUCAAAAAGAGUGUAUAAUUAUAGGUUAUCAAGGCCAAGACGUAUCGUUGAAAAUGCGUUUGGGCUUCUCGCAUCUGUAUUCAGAAUAUUCCGUAAGCCCAUUGAAUUAAAAGUCGACAGUACUGUAAUUGACGUUGUUUUGAGUUGUGUUUAA
Messenger RNA from Acanthoscelides obtectus, 1135 nucleotides. Lineage: Eukaryota; Metazoa; Arthropoda; Insecta; Coleoptera; Chrysomelidae. The record is from the annotation of a GenBank genome assembly.